CCGAUGUCGGUUAUGCUAUACAGUAUACACUAUAUACAACGGAAUAGAGAAAUUAAAAAAAAAAAAAGAAGGAAAAAUAGCAAACAAAAAAUUCACCGGCUAAAUCUCACGCAUAUUUAUCUUCUGUCUUACUCCCUUUCACGAAGAUCUAGGCUUCCGCAUUUCACUUCUCUCUAUAGUUAUUAUAAGUUUGUUGUCACAAUUAAAGAAACUCCAGUUUUAGUUUUAUUAACUUCGGUUUCAUGGACAAGAAGCGAAUCGAGAGCCCGGUCUACACUCGCCGAUGGAGUAGCGAUUCGGGGACAGGGAGCUCACUCCGCGCUGUUGAGUCACCUACAUUGUCGCCGGCGCGUCACCAACCCCACCACGCCCAUUCUUCCUCCGCGACUGGCAUUUCCAGCAUCAAGAGGACGCAGAACUUCGCCGCGAAAGCCGCGGCUCAGCGGCUAGCUCAGGUCAUGGCUUCGCAGACCGCUGAUGACGACGAUGAAGAAGAUGAUGGCGACGAUCUAGGUUUCCGCUAUAGUGCUCCUCCUCCUCUUGCACUGUCUAGGAACGCUAACGCCGCAGCAACGGCUGCUGGUGCCGGUAAUAGAGCUGCCGUUAACUCUACGAGGAUCGGGAGAUCUCCUUCACCUGCGUUAGCUCGGAACUUUGUAGAGGAAGCACCAACAGUUAGAUCAACAUCAGCUGGAAGGUCAUCAAUGUCCCUUCGAACAGCACCACCUGUACCCCCACCAAGUAAAACAUCACUGAGGACUGCUGCAUCUCUACCCUUGGAGCCUCCAAAAAAGGGGCAACCAGAGAAAAGAUUCGCAUCUGACAUUGGUUUUAACUCAAAAGAUACUGGAGAUCACCGUGAGGCUUCUGCACUUCAUGAUGAACUUGAUAUGCUUCAAGAAGAAAACGAGCAUGUGCUAGAUAAGCUCAGACUUGAGGAAGAAAGAUGCAAGGAAGUGGAGGCCAGAGUUAAAGAGCUUGAGAAACAGGUUGCUGCUCUUGGAGAAGGGGUAUCUUUGGAAGCCAAACUGUUAAACAGAAAAGAGGCUGCAUUGCGUCAAAGAGAGGCUGCACUUAAGGAUGCAAGGCAAACUAAGAAUGUUGUAGACAAGGAGAUUUUGUCUCUUAGAUCUGAAGUUGAGAAUGCUAAAGAUGAGGCGACUGCUGUUGUAAGGCAGCUUCAUGGAGCUGAAUCUGAAGUAAAAGCCCUUCGUUCAAUGACUCAAAGAAUGAUAUUGACUCAGAAAGAGAUGGAAGAAGUUGUCCUUAAGAGAUGUUGGCUUGCUCGUUACUGGGGCUUAGCUGCAAGAUAUGGUAUCUGUGCAGAUAUCGCAGUAUUAAAGCAUGAAUACUGGUCAUCAUUAGCACCUCUUCCUUUUGAGAUGGUUGUUUCUGCUGGACAAAAAGCUAAGGAGGACUUUUCCGGAAAAGGUGAUGAUGAGAAUGAAAAGAGGAGCAAACUUGUUGAGGAUUUAAAUGACCUCACUGGAGAAGGAAAUAUUGAAAGUAUGCUAUCAGUUGAAAUGGGUUUGAAGGAGCUUGCAUCCUUGAAGGUUGAAGAAGCCAUUGUGCAUGCAUUGGCACAACAGAGAAGAGCAAAUUCUGUAAGACUCUCAUUGUCAGAUAUCAAAUCACCGCGUGAUCCAAAGUUCAUGGAGGCAUUUGAACUGAGUCCAGAGGAGUCUGAAGAUGUUCUUUUCAAGGAGGCUUGGCUUACAUAUUUUUGGAGAAGAGCCAAAUCCCAUGGCAUAGAAGAGGAUACUGCCAAAGAGCGACUUAAAUUUUGGAUCAGCCGCAGUGGGCAUUCACCAAGUUCGCAUGAUGCUGUUGAUGUUGAGGAAGGAUUGAUGGAGCUUCGGAAAUUGGGAAUUGAAUGUCGUCUAUGGGAAGCAUCUCGAAAAGAAACAAAUUGAUCAGGACUAUUCCACUUCAAAGAAAUUUGCUAAAUAGUAGUUAAGAGAGUUCUUGAGAGGCUGCAUUGAGAUAAUGUAUUUUAUGUUUUAUAAAUGUAUUAAUUUUUAUUAGAGCAGCAAUGUUUGGUUGCAUGCUUGAUCUGAGAAUUGAGGUAUUGCUUCACCGAGUAAAUUAGUAAAAUGGUAGCGUUCCACUGUACAAUCACCGGGUGUGCGGCGUGUUUGAUUCAAUUUUGUAGUACUCCACAAAGAAGUCUGUAUGGUGGAAAAGUCUAUUUAGCGAAACUAUGGUAAUGGUUUGGUCGUACAACUCAAUAAUAAUAUAUGAAUAUGGAUGUGGAUCAGCAUUGAUGGGAUAUUU
This is a messenger RNA of Durio zibethinus, 2274 nucleotides long. Its product is annotated as coiled-coil domain-containing protein SCD2. The record is from RefSeq and is a predicted model, not a curated record. Lineage: Eukaryota; Viridiplantae; Streptophyta; Magnoliopsida; Malvales; Malvaceae. Gene Ontology annotation, biological process: cytokinesis by cell plate formation.